Pangasianodon hypophthalmus (striped catfish) is the source of this 6840-nucleotide messenger RNA. It is a transcript of the gene leng8, whose product is annotated as leukocyte receptor cluster (LRC) member 8. The transcript is spliced from 15 exons. Gene Ontology annotation, cellular component: nucleus. The record is from RefSeq and is a predicted model, not a curated record. NCBI's taxonomy places the organism in Eukaryota, Metazoa, Chordata, Actinopteri, Siluriformes, Pangasiidae. Bases 273 to 2789 code for a protein of 838 amino acids.
CAACUGCAUCACCGGCAGCCAUUUUGUUUUAGGUGUUGACUUUUCUCUCUUGACGUCGUGUUUUAAUAUGGCUUAAAACCUCUUGUAUUUUGUUUACUUGCAUAGUUUUACUACUUCAUUUGACAUCUUUUUCGAGUUGAAUUGACAAAAUAUCUUCAAAGUCCUUGUAUCUGCAAAUAUUUUUAGUAAAGCGAGUAGCUGGCUGGCUAACUAGCCUUUUCGAGUAACCUCUUUAGCCAGCCUGCUAGCACAGCGAAUUUGCCCGCAGCAAAAUGGCGACGAACACGACACCGCAGACUCCGACUGCGAACUGGCCAUAUGGGGGCAGUACUGCAACAGAGGCGCCUGUUCAUGAAAACCCUGAGUGGGAGAAAGCGAGACAGGCGCUGGCCUCCAUCAGCAAGAGCCAGAGCACCACCAAGACAUCUGCAAAUAACCACGCCAACACACAGGCUGGACAGUAUCAAGCAGCCGUGAGUGACACUUCUGCAAUGCAGCAGCAACAACAAUCAUACUAUCAGUGGUACCCACAGAACCAGCAACAGUAUGCAGGAUACCCUUACCCCUACAACUACUACUACCACCCAGUGCCUCCGUACGGAGGACCAUACCCCCCUGGUCAAUAUGGCGUUCCCGGAGCCUACCAACAACCGACAACUCCCACUGCACAGCACACUGGCAUGGCUGGAUUGAAGGAGCAGGCUUCUGGUUACCCAUGUGAAGCACAGCCUCCACCUCCUGAUGUCCCCCAGCCUCCCCCACAAAGCCCCACAGGCACUGAACAGCCUCCUCCUCCUCCGCCCCCUCCCAUACCUCCACCUCCCAACUCUCAGUACCCUCCACCCCCUUCCCCAUCCCCCUACAACCCUAAUGGAGCUCUGCCUUAUAGCCCUACUGACUCCAGUCCUGUGAGGACUUACGGUUAUGGGCAGAAUAGACCAGGUUACCAGGGUUUCCAGGCUGUGAGCUACCAAACAUCCCAGCAGCAGCAGGGCACAGCACCAGGCCCGUAUGGAGGAGCAGGUCGGGGGGAUACCACCAAGAAAGCCAGUAAUGCAAAUGUGAACAAAGGCGGGCAGCAGAUGUGGAACCGCAUAAAACAAGCUCCUGGAACUGGAGGUGUGAAGUUUAACAUCCAGAAACGCCCAUAUGUAAUGUCCAGUCAGAAUUUUGGACCUGGUGAGCAGGCAAAUGGAUUGUCUACUUCCACUACAACCACGUCAGCAACUCCUGUGUCUACAAUAACAACAGCUACCACUGCAGGAGCUUCUCAAACUGGGCCUCAAGACUGGCCCCAGGCCAUGAAGGAAUAUGUGCAGCGUUGCUUCGCGGCUUGUGAAACAGAGGAAGACAAAGACAGGACAGAAAAGGUACUAAAGGAAAUUCUACAGAGCAGACUUCAAGAUGGCUCAGCCUUCACCAUUGACUGGACUAGAGAACCUUUGCCAGAGGUGAAACCUAGGCAGUCCCGUUGGGAGGCAGCACCUCAGCGCUCUCAGGAGAACACUAUUGGUCGAGGGGGAGCCACUCGCGGUAGGGGUGGGGCUCGGCUGGGCAACUACAGAAAUGUGUUUUCUCAAAGGAGUCCCUCCUCCAGCUCUUCCCGCUCUUCUUCACGUUCGCCUUCUCCUCAUAGCCGUUACAGAGAAAAAAGCAGACAUCGCCGCAGUGACUCUGGCUCCCAAUCGGACAGCAGCAUGUCAAGUGACCUCCGACCUCUCUCCCGACGGCAGCGAGCCGGGAGAGGUCGUGGAGAAGAGAGGGAAAAAGGGAGAGGCGCCGUAGUAGAAAGAGGCAGGGGGAGAGGAGGAAAAGCAAAUCGGGGGCGAAGGAAUGAUGAUCUGGCUGGUGUAAUUGGUAAAAAGCGGAAGGGUGGAUCAGCAGGCCUGGACUUCCACGACCCAAACCGUGAGGCCAAGAAGCAGAGCCGAGCUGCACGAUUUCACACCAAGCGCACUGAGCCACUCGUACUGAAUAUCAAUGCCAUUGAGCUCCCAAAUGCCUCUCAGGAGGGCCUCAGCUGGGACGAAUGCCCCAUUGUGGGUACCUGCCAGGACAUCACCAAAAACUAUCUGCGUCUGACUUGCGCCCCUGAUCCUUCCACCGUGCGACCUGUGCCCGUAUUGCGCAAGUCUCUGACUGCAGUGAAGGCUCACUGGAAGUCUAAUCAGGAUUACCCGUAUGCCUGUGAACAGAUGAAGUCAAUACGACAAGACCUCACUGUUCAAGGGGUACGAACAGACUUCACAGUGGAGGUCUAUGAAACUCAUGCACGUAUCGCCCUGGAGAAGGGUGACCAUGAGGAGUUUAACCAGUGCCAGACACAGCUGAAGGAGCUGUACAAGGAGUGUCCCUCGAGCAACGUAGGAGAAUUCACUGCCUACAGACUGCUGUACUACAUCUUCACUAAAAACUCCGGAGACUUAACCACCGAGUUGGUGUACCUCACCCCCGAGCUUCGUCAGGAUGAAUGCGUGUCUCAUGCUCUUGCACUCCGUGCCGCCUGGGCGCUUGGAAACUACCAUCGUUUUUUCCUGCUGUACAAGAGAGCGCCACGUAUGGCAGCUUACCUCAUUGACAAAUUUGUAGAGCGUGAGAGGAAGUUAGCACUGAGGGCUAUUCUCAAAACGUUCAGGCCCUCUGUGCCGGUGGAGUAUGUACAGUCCAGUCUGGCCUUCCCUUGUUUAGAUACAUGUUUGACUUUCCUGACAGGGCUCGGAGUUACGUUCAUUCAGUCAGAUCCUAACAAGAUAGAUUGCAAAGCCAGCUCGGCUUGUCUCACCACUUAGUGAAGUGCAAGGGAGGGGUGGGAGAAUUUAAAAGUUGAUAGGAGUGAUGAGGGACCAGAUAUCUGCAUAACACCGCCAGCCUAUCUUAGCUUAGAGAGAUGACAAUUUACAACACUGAUUACACUUAUUUGUAUUUUUAUUACUCUUAUAGAGUGUGACAUACAUACAGAAAUGGACUGUAAAGACAUGCAUUUAAUGACUUCGUGUGAUAGUGACUAGCUGAUCUGCCUAUACUUGAAACCUCAGAGUAUUAACACUGGGAGAGAAGCUGCCUAUAUGACACAAAUCGAUCAUUAAUCAGAGAUAGACCAAGUGCAAUAAAACAUCUGCUCUGUAGUUCAUCUUCGACUCUCAGGCAGAGAGGCUUAGAUAGUUUGAAGAAAGUUUCUGGGUCUCCCGUUUCCCAGGCCUCGCAGAUCGUUUUGAAGCUAAUGGUGUUCUGUGUUCUCAUGUUUUUCUUCCCUCAAGCCAACAGCCUCAAAGCUCAUAUGAAGAGAAUGUCCUGAAAACCAAAGUUGUGAAGACAAAAAGCUGAUUAUGAAACUUCCUGUUUGUCUCAGGACAAAGAUGGCUGCUGCAAGCUCUCUGUUCCAGAUUACAAGAUCCAGUUUUAUUUCCCUAAGUUGUCAUUUUCAUUGGACUUUGUCUUGCACUGAUGAUGGAUGCCAGUCUGGUGAGAAGAUGGUUUGUAUACCUCCAUGUGUGUCUUCUUCCUGUGUCCGUUGUGAGAGCAGCAGAAGAGCUCCAUUAGCGAUAGUGUAAUAUCCUGAGUCUUUCAUCCCAGUAAUUCCAGGUAUGGACUUGAGCAAAAAUGGCCCAUGCAGCAUGUCAAGAUCGUCUCCUACACACACGCAACACACCUUAAUCUGUCCAUCGAGUUCACUGAGCUCCUUCAGCAUCUAGAGAGCAUAGCUCACUGAAAUGGCUACAGUAAGGCAAAGACUCAGUUAAAGGAGAUGCAGAUCUGCAGCAAAAUCUACAGAAUCUAGGACCACAGUAGUUCUGCAGAAGUUCACAGCCUGAGUCUAUGUAGGGCUACUUGCCCAAAUCAGCAGCAGUUUUUCAAUGAAGGUCAAGAUGUCAAGAUCACCUACAGAGAGAUAAUCCAGAGUGCAUCACUUGAAGUGAGAAUGACCACAGCAGCAGUGAAACCUGUAAGGCAGCAGCGGAAGAAAAGUCGCAAGUGCAGCUGUAAUCACCUCAGCUGGAUGAUGCCAUUUUUGGAGCUUUCUUCUCCUGUCUACGUAGGAGCUGAAAGCAUAUGGGUUUGUAUUUGUCCAGAGCCAGAGCGCAUAGUUAUGCGUGGUAAGAAGAAGGGACUUGGCUGGUUAUAUAGAAUGAGAAAUAUUGAUCCAGCAGCAGAUACUGUGAUGUUUUUCAGAUGCCAUAUAUAUCAACGUGAAACAUGCUAUCAUAUGAGUAUGAUCUGAUCCAACUAAUGAGGAAUUUAGCAACAAUAAAUGUUAAAGGUUUCUUUAAUGCUUUUUAAUAAUUAAUGCAGGAUUGUGAGGGAAUAUCAAUCUUUUUAAGCUAAAGAAAAAAGAUUGCAGUUUGAAGGAAAUGUUGAUGCAGGAUUGCUUUGAACACACUCGCCUGUUUUCCAUAAUUUGAUGACAUUUGGUUGUUAAAUCUUUAAAGUUUUUUGGUGAGCUUAGAGUAUUGCUCAGAGGGUUGACAAAAUCUGGCCUAACUAUGGUUUUUCUCUUUUCGUAGUCCAAAAAUUUUGGCCUAGUUGCUGUGUUGGAGCAUAGAGCAGACCUUGGUGUAUUUAGUGUUGAUACUGAGCAGAGAUGUUUAUCAUUGGUGUAUCUUUGAGUUAUCUUCAGGUGAAGCAAUCAUUUGUGUGUAAAUAUUGUACAGAACGCCUUUAUUUGCUGUUUUUGCCCCUGGGAUUAAAUAGGUGAAAUUUCCUGUUUACAAUGGUAAGUGUUAUUGUAAUUCAAACAGUUAAUUUAAAUGGAAGCUUUUUUUUAAAGCCAAAGUUACAUUAAAUUUAAUUUUGUGUAAAGGAAAUACGUAAAAAAUAUAUAGAGAGAAAUUUGAGAGGAUGGUAAAUAUAUCCAUUAAUUUCUUGCUUCUAUGUUGCUGGAGAUAAAAGAUAAAAAGUAGUAUGAACAGAUCUGAGGUAAUGUCAGUUGCUUCUGGGUAAUUAUUAAAACAUCUUUGAUAUUGUAAUGCUCCAGCUUUUUAUUGCACCAAAUCUUUUUUUUUUUUUUUUUUUUUUUUUUUCCCCCUCUUGUGGGUGACUGUAGGUUUUCGUAACAGGUUUUGCUGGUUAUUUUCUUCAUUUUCUUGUUUCCCUGUAUUUCUCAGUGUAAAUGUUUUACAUCCAUAUGCUGUUAUUUUACCUUGCCCCAUUUUCUUGCUUCUUCAACCUAUUGCUUACUCAAUGCCAGUUUCCCUAUGUCCCCCGUCCCCGUCCCCACACACACUGUGUGUGUUUUUUUUGGAGGCUCACAACAAGAGAAAGAUUUGGUUUAAGUACUGUUCCCACACCAGUUAACACCACUGUUAGACUUCUCUGUGCAGUAAUGAUUCUAUGUUUGACUGUUCUCCUCUUUUUUUGGCAUAUUUGGCCCUAUAUAAAAGCAUCAGCCAGGUCGUAUUAACUGGUGUGUUUAAUGUCAGUACUUCUGGGUUUUUUUUUUUUUGGUUUGUUUUUUUUUUUUUAUUUGCUUGUUUGUGAAACAUUUAAAUGCUUAGAUUACAUACGGAUAAGUGAUUACUUGCUGCGUUGCCCUUCCCUUUCUAAGUGUAGCUUCUAUUUGGUUUGUUCUGUAGAAUGUCUCAUUUUCAUCUUAUAUUUUUCUUUCAUUUGAUGUUAAUAACUUAUUGCAAUAUUGAUCACACAGUUUGAUUGUCCUGUGCAGCACUGACCCCAUUCCCUAAUCUCCUCACUUUCUCUCCUUCUCCCAUGCUCUCUUUUUCUCAUUACCAGAUUUCUCUUUUGUCUUUGCAGUCAUGCAUUUUGGAAGCUAAACGAGGGAUGAAAAAUAAGAGAGAAACGUGUAUCCAGAGUUGAACUGGACGCUGGAAAGUGGCCACACCUGACACGAAAAUGUUUGCUAGACCUUAAAUCUAAACCUUACUGAGUCUGUUUGCAAUGUGUAUGCAUUUUUUUUUAAUAUCUGCACAGUCUUUACACUCAAUCACACUGCAAUUUUUUUUCCCCCACUGUUGUCAGUAAAUGUAUUGUCAGGGUUGUUAGGAAGUAAAUUACUAUGUUCAGAUGUGUUUUGUUCCCAUUUUUACAAUAUAUACAUUUUUUAAACACAUCCUGUGACUUUGUACUGCUUCAAGUUCUGUAGCAUCUUUAGCAUUUUUGGUUCUGGCAGCUUAUUUAAUAUUAGGCCGGGAUGCAUGGCACAUCUGAACGUAGCAUUUGCAGAUUUUUUUUUCCCACAACAGGCUGUUUUCAGUUGAAUGUAAAAAAUAUUUUAGCUUAAAUGCUUUAUAUUUGAGAAUUAAUUGUGAAAAAUUAACAGAUUACCCAUGCCUUUUAGAUGAACGAUUCUCUUUUAUUUUGGAUGUUUAUUGUUUUGUGGUAACAGAUGUACUGUAUUUUCCUUGCCUCUUCUAAUGGUCCCAUCCCUCUCUGUAAAUGUUCAUUGUGCUCUCUCUUCCUCUGGUCCUCUUCUGAUUUGACUGCUUCCCACCUCUUUAGUACCAUCGUAAUUGUUUUACUUUAUUUUGAUGCCUUUCCUCUUUGUGAUGUUCACUUCUCUUAUAGGUUGAGUUCUUUAACUACUUUUCAUUCUUUGCUGCUUUCUCUCAACUCCUGUCUCUCUCUCCUCCUUUCUCUUUCUAUUCUUUCCUCUCCUCCCCCAUGUGCUCUAUAAUGAAUAUGUAAGGGUCAUGUAUGUGUGUGUUCUGUGCUUGGCAGUAAGUAUUCCUGGGUCAUCUGAUUGCUUCUCUGCCUUUUCUUACAGCUCAAAAGUUUAACAUCUGAACGUCAGCUUUGAGCUAAAGGACAAUAUAACAAUUUUGCCACUUGUAUAUACUUUAUCUGUACAUAUUGUACUGCUCUUGAAAUAAAUCAGAUAAAUUAGUA